AUAGCCGAUUAGAUUUCAUCACCAUCGAAGGCGGUUGUAAGUCCGAGCCCCUGACGACGACCAAUUCAAGGCCGAGGCAGAACACGUCGAGAACACUUCGAGAACACGGCGAGAGAUACGGAGAGUGAGAGGUCUUUCAAAGUUGCAAUCGUUAUGCACGAGGGAGAAAGAACGGACGACAUGUACAGGCUCAAGAGUGUGAUAGUUGGUCGAUCUGUGCUAAGCGCCUGCUUGAUAUUUUUGACAUUGAUGGGAUCAUGUUUUGCUGGGGACUUCCACGACGACUUCACCGUUGUGUGGUCUCGAGAGAAUGUGAUAGUGGAUGAUGCUUCCAGGACGGUGAAGCUCUCUAUGAAUGAAGUUGCAGGUGCUUCUCUGGCAAGCAGUGACGCAUUUCUGUUCGGAUCAUUCAGUGUCAAGCUGAAACUGAUCAAAGGCGACUCGGCGGGCACAGUGUGCUCCUUCUAUCUCACAUCUUACGGCAGCAAUCACGAUGAGAUCGACUUCGAAUUCUUGGGAAACGAAACGGGCCAGCCGUAUGUGGUGCAUACGAAUUUAUUUUCCAACGGCGUGGGAGGACGAGAACAGCGCAUGUUCCUCUGGUUCGAUCCGACAGAAAGCUUCCACACCUACUCCGUUAUCUGGAAUCAUCACCAAAUACUAUGGACGGUUGACGACACGCCCAUCAGACUUCAUAGAAACAUGGAGAGUGUCGAUUCUGGCUCUUACCCACACAAGCAACCCAUGGUUGUUGCUGCAAGUAUCUUCGAUGCCAGCACGUGGGCCACUCGUGGCGGGGCUGUCCCGACCAAGUGGGAACACUCUCCAUUCGUGGUCGACUACAAAGACUUCACAUUUCAGGGUUGCAAGAGUUCCGAUAACGCCAUGUCCACGUGCACGAGUAACUAUCAGAGCAACUGGUGGGAGACUCCUCAAUUCCAGACUCUGGACACCAACAUGACAAGCCAACUUCGAACGAUCCACCAUAACUACAUGGUGUAUGAUUACUGCCUUGAUCAGAGGAGGUAUCCGAUCCCACCCAAAGAGUGCUCCUACAAUCAAGUCUGAUAUCGAUGGGUAGAACUUUGGUCUGAACGAAAUAUGGACUCAGGACGAAAAAUAGCUUGAGUCAGGAUGAAGGAGGAGCCAGAUGACAACUGUAGCUAGGAACUUAAGAGAGAGAUGAUGUAUUCGGCCAUUUUUAGCUAGAUUUUUCUGAAAACUCACUUUGACAAUGUCACAAUUCCAGUGUGAUGGGACUAGUGUGUGAUGCAUGUACAUAACUUCACAGGUGGAACAAAGCAUUUGUCGUGGGUGAGUCAUGGAUGCACAUGUGCCUAUAAGUAGUAGUAGGUGUUAUAGAAUUAUCCUCGACUGCACCUAUAAUCCAGUUGUUAUUUUACUUCCACGUGGAAGUAAAGUAACAACGAGUUUUCGGUGUCCAGCGGGAAGUAUUAAAAAAAAUUUUCCUUUAUUUCAAUGUCUCACUCAAUACACAUUACGAAUAGAAUAUAUGUAUGAACACGAGUUUGUUGUUCGAAUUUUCAAAUUCAUUUCAGUUUUAACCUUCG
This is a messenger RNA of Marchantia polymorpha subsp. ruderalis, 1571 nucleotides long. Lineage: Eukaryota; Viridiplantae; Streptophyta; Marchantiopsida; Marchantiales; Marchantiaceae. The record is from the annotation of a GenBank genome assembly.